Tribolium castaneum (red flour beetle) is the source of this 599-nucleotide messenger RNA. It is a transcript of the gene Mlpt, whose product is annotated as mille-pattes. NCBI's taxonomy places the organism in Eukaryota, Metazoa, Arthropoda, Insecta, Coleoptera, Tenebrionidae. The transcript has 2 exons. The record is from RefSeq and is marked reviewed. Bases 27 to 59 code for a protein of 10 amino acids.
AUUCCCAGCGCGAGUCGUGCCAAGUUAUGUCAGGUCUCGAUCCGACCGGUCUUUACUAAAAGAGCGACAAAAUUCGUGUUUUCCAAUUCAAUAUUCGAAAAGAAAAAAUUAAAAAUCGACGACAAUGGACGGCGGCAAAUUGGACCCCACCGGACAGUACUAGAAGUGUUGGUGGUUAGUGGUGCUCUAAAACUCCGGUAACAACCAUGAAGCUGAACGGCGGCAAGAGUCUGGACCCAACCGGACUUUACUGAUGUGGCACCGGAACAGAGGCGAUGGCGGGCGUCCGGAAACGUCGAGCGGUCGACGCCGGAGACUCCGAUAAAAUCGCCUCUUUGAUAAAACAACACACUGCCACAUAAGUUACCACCUAUUCAUUCAUCUGGAUGUAUCAAGACUGAUGUUUGUUGAUUUUAUUAAUUAUUAAGAUAUUUUGUUUUUUUAUUAAAUUAUAUUAGGUUAAGUUCCUUAAGAAUGACACUCAGUUUUUCUUAAUUUGUUGUAUAUAAUUUUUUAAAAAACAUUUCUCAACUUGUAUAUUUUAAGCUUUGCUUUUUUAUAUUCUUGGAAAUGAAUAAAAUAUUUUUUAUUUAAACGUA